Molecule: messenger RNA, 948 nt
Organism: Manis pentadactyla (Chinese pangolin)
Lineage: Eukaryota; Metazoa; Chordata; Mammalia; Pholidota; Manidae
Product: olfactory receptor 51F2-like
Exons: 1
Coding region: 1-948 (315 amino acids)
Biological process (GO): G protein-coupled receptor signaling pathway
Cellular component (GO): membrane
Molecular function (GO): G protein-coupled receptor activity; olfactory receptor activity
Source: RefSeq, a predicted model, not a curated record
AUGUCAACUUUGCAGAAUACAUCUUCUUCCAUUAUUUUCCUGCUAACUGGUGUUCCUGGGCUGGAAGACUUCCACACCUGGAUCUCCAUCCCCUUCUGCCUUCUCUACAUAACUGCUCUCUCAGGAAACAGCAUGAUUCUCUUUGCCAUUGUCACUCAGCCCAGCCUCCACAAACCCAUGUAUUAUUUUCUCUCCAUGCUGUCCACCACUGACCUUGGCCUGUCCAUAUCCACCCUGAUCACCAUGUUGGGUGUAUUCUGGUUCAAUGCCAGGGAGAUCAGCUUUAACGCCUGCUCAUCACAGAUGUUUUUCAUUCAACUCUUCACUGUCAUGGAAUCCUCAGUGCUGUUGGCCAUGGCCUUCGAUCGUUUUGUGGCCAUCUCUAAUCCUCUUCGGUAUGCCUCCAUUUUAACUGACCUUAAAAUAGCACAGAUUGGAGUAGCAAUCAUCACCAGGGGGACGUUUGUACAAAUACCUAUGCAGGUGCUUCUUAAGCGCCUAUCAUUCUGCCACAGCCACGUGCUCCACCACUCCUACUGCUUCCACCCUGAUGUGAUGAAGCUGUCGUGCACAGACACCAGGGUCAAUAGUGCAAUUGGGUUGACUGCCCUGAUCACAACUGCUGGGGUGGACUUGAUCUUCAUUGUCCUUUCUUAUCUUUUGAUCAUUAAGACUGUCCUCAGCAUUGCAUCCCCAGAAGAGAGGAAGAAAGCCUUUGGCACAUGUGUCUCCCAUAUUGGGGCUGUUGCUGUAUUUUACAUUCCAUUGAUCAGUCUGUCCUUUGUCCACAGAUUUGGGAAGCGUGCUCCACCUUAUGUGCAUACUCUGAUUGCCAAUGCUUACCUGCUAAUCCCCCCUGUGAUGAACCCCAUCAUCUAUAGUGUGAAGACCAAACAGAUCCGCAGGGCUGUGGUGAAACUUCUCCACCCCAGUGCUACAAAGAACUAG